AUGUUAGCCUUGUUUGCCGUCUUUGAUCAUUUGUCAAAUGCUCGCAGAGUUCUAAAUCGAUAUCACUUUUUGUAUACAUCGUCAACUGCAACACCUCCUACAGCUCCAGUGCUCAAAGAAGAGUCAACAUCAAUCACAACACAAAUCAUUCCUACUCAACAAGUGACUAUCGAUAAAACAAAAAAUUAUAUUGUACACCGAAAUAAUGUGGCAAACAUAUCAUCGCCCUACAAUCAAACAUAUGAACAUAAUAUACUGCUAACUCCAAUCAUUUAUCACAUUAUAAUUCAACUAAAUGAUAAUAUUGUCGAAUUAUUUGAUUCCAAUCUACUAGAUGAUCUUCAUGAACAGCAUGAGUUAGCACGUGAGCUUGACGCAUGCUUAUUGGAAAUAAAAACAAUUGAAAAAGAUUUAUACAAAUUUAAACAACGUCAAUGUAUUUUGUACGAAUCAUUUAUUGAAUUUGUUGAUAAAAAGGAUAAAUUAAUUCAAUUGUUUAUUGAUUAUCAUUCGGAAUACUAUGGAGAUGAGUCGAAUACUAUAGAUGAGAUAGGUGAAUAUAUUGAACAAGCACAAAAAAGAAAGAAAAAGCGUCAAACUCUUCGGAGACAAUCGACUAUUUAUGAGUAUACAAUACCAGUAUCAAACAGAUUUGAAUUGUUGAGAAAACAAAGUUUAUUACAUACAUUAUCAAUUGAUUUUGAGCAAGAACAGUGA
Molecule: messenger RNA, 717 nt
Organism: Didymodactylos carnosus
Lineage: Eukaryota; Metazoa; Rotifera; Eurotatoria; Philodinida; Philodinidae
Source: the annotation of a GenBank genome assembly